Molecule: messenger RNA, 2745 nt
Organism: Penicillium longicatenatum
Lineage: Eukaryota; Fungi; Ascomycota; Eurotiomycetes; Eurotiales; Aspergillaceae
Exons: 2
Coding region: 1-2745 (914 amino acids)
Molecular function (GO): hydrolase activity
Source: RefSeq, a predicted model, not a curated record
AUGCCAUUGCACACGGUCGCACUCGGGGCGGCCUUAACCCCAACAGUCAUUCACACUCUUAUUUCUCAUUAUCUGCAUCGCAAGUCCCACCACAAUAAACCUACCGUCCAUCUCACCUAUGAUGAAGGUAUCCAGGUCAUCCGCCAAUUUCUGUAUUAUGCCUCGAAGCACCCCGUCGAGGACAUCCAAGCCUUUACACGCCAGGCCGUCCCGAGCCCACAUUGGGUGAGGACCGAGACCGUCACCAUCCCCAACGAGCAUCUGUCGGUAGCAGCAGAAGUGCUCUGCAAGCAAUUGGGCCCUAAAGGUAUCUUACGCGUGGGCGGACAGAAAUGGUGGCAAUGGCGGGGCCCAUCGGAAGAUCUCAAGGGAGAAUGGGUUGAGAUGCGAAGCCAUUACAAUGAAAGCAAAAAGAACGAGGAGCGAUGUAACCGCAUCAUGCUGUACGUGCAUGGCGGCGCGUAUUUCUUCGGAAGUGUGGAUACGCAUCGCUACAUGCUGCAGCGUCAUGCGCGCAAGUUGAAAGGCCGCGUUUUCGCGCCUCAUUAUCGUCUCGCACCUCAAUUUCCCUUCCCCUGCGGCUUACAGGACUGCAUGGCGGCCUAUCUGUGGCUAUUGAAGACGUACGACCCCAAGGAGAUCAUUCUGGCUGGUGAUUCUGCUGGCGGUGGAAUGGUGUUGUCAUUGCUGGUCAUGAUGCGCGACCAAGGGAUAGCUCUUCCUGCAGGCGCUAUUCUCAUCUCGCCCUGGGUCGAUUUGACCCAUUCAUUCCCAAGCAUUGUUGAGGAUAAUCCAGGAGAUUACAUUCCUCCGUAUGGCUUUAGACACAAGCCAUCCACAGCAUGGCCACCACCUAAUGCGGACGAGCUCCUCAAGAUCAGAAAUUUGUCUCGCAAGAAGACUGUUGCAGCCAAAGAUAUUGAAGAGUCUGUCCCUACGGCCAAUAGCCAGUCGGAAGAGACUGCUGUCCGCGGUUAUACUCUACAUGAAAAGGUCGCUCCGGGUGUAGAACCAGCUUAUCCAGGCCAACAACAGAUUUCAGAUCCUCAAACUACCCAUGCGGAGCCUGAUAACAUUCACGUGGUGAUGGAUGGGAAGACCGUCGAAAUCAAGGAUCAAAUUCAGAUGUAUGCGACAAAUCAAUUGAUCUCUCAUCCCCUGGUAUCGCCAGUUCUUCAGUCUUCCCUUGGUGGCCUGCCACCCCUUCAGAUUUUGAGCGGUGGGGGCGAAAUGCUCCGUGAUGAGCAGUUCUACAUCGCCCACAAGGCGGCCAAUCCGACUGCAUACCCACCUGGCGAUGUGUACCUUGACGAAUACGAUCCCGAAAGAGAGAUUCUACAUAAGUACGAACCUACAUACGUGCAAUUCCAAGUAUGGGAUGACCUUUGCCAUGUGGCGCCUACCUUGAGUUUCACCCGACCCGCAAAGUAUAUGUUCCGGGCAAUCUCUCAAUUUGGAUCCUGGGCUCUCGCUCGCGCACAGAGCGCCGAGGUCGAGAUUGUGGAUGAAGAACUACUCUCCCCCAUCUCAUCUAGUGCUACAGAAAGCUCGGAGGAACCCCGAGGCAUGUCUGGAAAGCCAAGAACAGGUACUGGGAUGUCGUUUGUUGGUAAAGCCGGCGAUCCGCUACCAGCCUUUCACCAACAUAUGAUCCGUCAAAGAGUCGACAAACGCGGACGAACCUAUCCACUUGAUCCACCAUCUUCGUACCCUGUUCUGGAUAUCCCACCAGCACAGGUCGGUGCAAUUAACCCAGAGCUUAUCCGCAAAUGGCUGGGUGCAAAGUAUGAGUGGGAUAUGAAAUUUUCGAAAGAGAAGCUCAAGGUCCAGGCUCGGCGAAUCAAGGAGAUGUCGCACGGUUUCCAAGACUUUGAAGGCGAAUAUCCGUCCCCAAGCUCAUUAGCAGCCCGUCGCGCAGCCCCAGGCGUACUACCCAAGCGUCAUGCACAGAAGAAUUACGGCAUGAUUCUCUGGAGCGGUUGGGGCAGUAAGCAUGACGAACGCACUAUUGAGCGUGAAAAAGACGCAGUAAAAUCCGGUCGUCCCUCAACUCGCACUAGCGUAGAUGUGGGCCAAGCAGGUCGAUGGUCCAGCCAGCCCGCGAAAAAUGUUCAGCCCAAUACCUCCGCGGACCGGAAGUCUGUCGCCACGAACUCCAUGUCUAGUGGUGCUCCUGUAGUAACUUGGGAUGCUGCGAGUGAACAGAAGCCCACUAACGGAGGUUCCUCUGCAGAGGCGGACUCAGUAUCUCUCCGGCCCAUAUCGGAGAGGCAUGGUGGUCCAAUCCUAGUGCUUCCAGGGGUUGAUAAUAGCAAGUUCAACGAAGAGAACGCGAGUACAAGAGCCCUGUUUCAUGCAGCGGGUACCCUUCCCAUGACUUCCGAUGCCUCUCUCCCCCACCUCCGGGGCCGACGCUCAUCGAUUGGGGGCUCUGUGGCUGGCCGGAGCGAGUUCUUUUCUGAUGCAGGCGAAGACACCAGCACCAUUGGCGGGGAUGCGGUCAGCGGCAUUGUCGCACCAGAUGCCGCCAGCACACGUGCCGUACUCUCAGCUCGAGGUGUGAUCGGGGUGCUCAACGGAGGCGACAACACGCGAGCAUCCACCGAUACUUCAUCCCUGCAUCUGCAUCCCUCGAACGGCGACACCUUGGCGACUGACAAAAACGAUUUGGGUUCAAGCACUCAUCGACCAGAAAUGCCCGACAGGGAAGAAUUCAAAACCGCCAGCGAAGAGCUGCAAACAUAG